CUAGUACCUACCUUUCCUUUGUAUCAAUUAAUCAAAUUAGAUGCAUUUUUUAAAUAUUUUUAUCUCUUUAACAAUGUUUAACAAAAUUUAUCAAGUUACCAAUACCAUACAGAUUAGGUGAUAGUUCGGAUGAUUGAAGUUGAUACUAAUGAUUAAAUAGAUAUUCUUAGGAUUUAUAAUCAAAGAAAUAUUAAAUAAACGUGAAAAGUGUUACUAUCCUACACAUCUCUGACCAGAUAAUUAAAUUCUUUGAUUCAGUCAUGGCAUUUUCAACAAUGGUAUCCUUAGAUAGAAGUAUAACAACUAAUUUAGAACACGGUGCGAUUAAGACGAGACCAGCAAAAUCGAAUGGGAUAUGGUGUCAUAUGUUAUUGCCGUGUAUUUUAUGUACAUACUGUUUGAUGGACAGUGUCUCAGGCUUGUAUAAGGUUGUAACAGUCUUAUCAUGUGGCCUAUUUUCCUAUUGCUCUCUAUUUGUCACAUUUCUGUCCAUGUCAAGUCUUAUUGUAAAAGAGCCGGAUUAUGGGGGAUGCAUGACUUCCAGCCUUAUAUCAACUCUUAUGCUUUAUGGUGUGCUGGACCAUUAUUUUUCAUUUUCAUUCCUUACAUCAACCCUAACCAUGUUUUCCUUUCUUUGGCUGUUGAGGUACUGUCUGAUGAAGUGCCCAAUGACAUUCACAAUUGGUGAAGCUAUGAUAGUACUGCAAGGUGUAAUAUUAUUUGCAGUUUCAUCUGUGAUAAGAUUUUUAGUAAAAAACCAAGAUGAAAAUGAGGACUUGUCUUAUAUUUAUUUUAUUGUACAAGUGGUACUUGUAGCUGUGGCCCUUAUGGUCACUGUAUUGUUUAGCCUCAGCAAGGGACUUAGAAGUGUGAAGACACUUGUUUCAAUCGUAUUAACUGGAGGAACAUUCAUAUUAAUAUUAUUUCAUUAUAAAUUGGGACCUGACUUCAUUCCACAAUUUUUAAAAUAUGUCUUCAUCAACAAUAACAGGGGUAAACUAAUGGUGUUCUGGAUAAUACUGACUGGACUGUCGGUCUGCGCGUUAAUGCUGCGAACACAACUGGCCGUGAAGGCUGACACGGUCACCAGGAAGACAUUCCACGUGCUGGCGUCUCUUGUGUUCCUGUCUGGGAUAUUGCUGGAUCUGCCGCUGAUGCUAUUGGCAGCCGGCAUCGGACUUGGUCUCAUUGUUUUUGUUGAGGCAUUGAGGAUAUCGGACAUUGAACCAGUAACUACAGUAUUGCAAGCAGCAUUUCUUGUCUACAGCGACGAAAAGGACUGCGGCCGCUUCGCAAUGACUCCGCUGUAUUUAUACAUCGGACUAGCCAGCCCUCUCUUGCUGGUCCCCUUCUACCAGCCCAAGUACACUCUGGAGCUGUUGAGUGGCGUGCUCUCUAUAGGAGUUGGAGACACCGCUGCCAGCUGGUUUGGUUCCAAAUACGGCGUCAAUAAAUGGUCCGACAGCAGUAAGACCAUGGAAGGGACGGCAUUCAAUAUUCUAUCACAAGUUGCGACUGUGUAUGCGUUGAUAUUGUUUGAUUUGCUGGACACAAGAUAUGCAAUAUUUCGGACAGCUAUCGCGGCCACCGUUACAAGCCUUGUAGAAGCGAAGACGGAUCAAGUCGACAACUUGGUGUUGCCCUUUACAAUGCUCAUAGCAUUGCAAUUUACUCGUCUUAUCUGUUAGGGUUGUCAUAUAUAGGUAUAAAUUAUGUUAGGGGUUAUCUGUUAGGGUUGUUAUAUAUUAUAUAAAUUAUUACAUGGCGUCAGAGGAGCUAAUAACGCCAUUUUUGAUAGCCAAAUAAUAUUUCCUAUAACUUUUAACUGGACGUCUUAUUUUUUAGUCGUUGUUCUUGCUAAUUGUUGAACUGUUUUGAUAUUUUUUUUUAGUUCUACAGUGAGUAAUUUUAUUAAUAUUAAUAAUUACUUUAUACGUUUUUCCUAAGUUAUAGCAGGUACAAAAAAUAUACGUGGAAGAAAAAUUUUAGUUAAUUAAUACAUUAAUCUGAUUGUGUUGGUGAAAUGUGUAAUGUAAGUAUGAUGUUAUUUUACAGGUUCACAGAUUUCGAUCUUAGUUACUUCCCACGAUAUGGAGCUGUGAUUUGAAUUUUAAGACUGUGAUAGUGUUAUUAAAUAAAUUAUUUAAUCUGGGAGUAAACUAGUAUUACAGUAGUGUUGUAUUUUAAUUACUUUUCAAUCAAGAUUCUGUUAUUGGGCAUCAUAAAUUAAAAAAAAUAUGUAUUUAAAUGGAAAUUAGUCAAUUAUAUAUUGUAUCCUUAGAUACGUCUAUAUAGAGUUUCAUGAUGUUAGACAAUCGAUGAAAGCAGGCCAGCAAUAUUAGUUUAGUGUGUGUGGCAAGCUACGUCUUACACUCGCGAUUUGUAUGACACUGUUAGUGUGCGUGAAUUGCUCAAAAUACAAGUUAGUUCUAAACUCAAUUUUUUUCGACGUUUUUGCAGCUGUCAUAGUCUAUCUAGACGUAUAAAUGACCUAAGAUUACGAGCAUUUUAACUAUACACAGGGUAUUUGUAGAAAUAUCUUCAAACAUUCCAUGUGCCAAAGUUUGUUUUAAAAAUAAAAUAUAUUUUUAUA
This is a messenger RNA of Leptidea sinapis, 2593 nucleotides long. It is a transcript of the gene Dolk, whose product is annotated as dolichol kinase. Gene Ontology annotation, cellular component: endoplasmic reticulum membrane. The record is from RefSeq and is a predicted model, not a curated record. Gene Ontology annotation, biological process: dolichyl monophosphate biosynthetic process. The transcript has 9 exons. Gene Ontology annotation, molecular function: dolichol kinase activity. The coding region runs from base 261 to 1688 and encodes 475 amino acids. Lineage: Eukaryota; Metazoa; Arthropoda; Insecta; Lepidoptera; Pieridae.